Messenger RNA from Drosophila subpulchrella, 2698 nucleotides. RefSeq lists its product as uncharacterized. The record is from RefSeq and is a predicted model, not a curated record. Lineage: Eukaryota; Metazoa; Arthropoda; Insecta; Diptera; Drosophilidae. Bases 180 to 2258 code for a protein of 692 amino acids. The transcript has 4 exons.
CCAAAUAACGCCUCCCAAUAUCGAACUGCGAUACGGCUCGAUAGGUUUUUUUUUUAUGCAUUUUUGUUUCUUGUUUGCACGUGCGAAACUCAACGCGAAUAAAUGCGCCGCGCCUGAGUCGAGGCGAGCGGACCGGAGGACAGAGGACUGGGACAGUGGACAGCGGAUAGCGGGCGGCCAUGGAUCAAUUCUCGCACGACCUGACGUUGGCUCUGGACCUGACGCUGAUGGACAGGGCGAGUGGCGUCGGUAGGUGGGGCUCCCGUCGCAGGACACGUUCCACGGGCAAUCUGCCCUGCGCCCCCCAGCCCACGGAAGACUCUUCGAGCAGUCCCACGGACGCGCUGAACCAGGGUCACCACCACCACGGUCAUCAUGGCCACCACCACCACCACCACCAACACAACAACCCAAGUGCCAACGUGGACGGAUUGGACACGCACAACAUGAAGUUGCCUGCCAGCGACUCGGACGAGAAGGCGGAGGCGAUGCUGCCUCUGCGUCUGCCACUGGCUUUGCCCGGACGCAUGGGCGCCCUGGAGUCGGACUCGCUUAACGAGACCACCUUCAGUCCAGCCAGAUUCUACAAGCCCAACUCGCGGAGGAAGCGCAAGAUCAAGCGCAUGUCCAUGGAGUUCGAGUUCAGCAAGGACACGCCGCACACAUUCACUGAGUCGCCGCUGCAGCCCGGCCUGCUGAGUGGCAGCGGCACCGCCACCGGAACCAUACGCAAGCGAUUGCUCAAGGCGGACCCCACUGGACACCGUUCACAUUUGUUCUUCUGCGGCAAACGCAAGCGCUCCAACCGCGAUCGCUACCACGAGCAGGAUUCGGUCAAGCUGUACGCCUCGCCACACUCGCAACUGGACGAGCCGCACCUGCAGCAGCAGCACCAUCACCAGCAGAGGAUGCGCCCGCGCAGCUACUCCUCCACAUCGAAGCCACUCAGCGACCGCCUGCUGCCGCUAAACAAGGGGCUGCUCUCGAAGAUCAACCGCAUGGCUGCCCAGGGACAGCAGGCCACGCCCACCCAAAAGACUGAGAACAAGGACAUGGACUUGAAAAGCCACCAGCCAGGGGGGACAGGUGGCGCGGGCCAGGAGAUGGAGGAGCUGCCCGAUCAGACGAAUGUGGCCAAGAAACUGCCCCCGCCAAGUGGCGAGGCCACUUCCGCCAACCUGAACUCCUUCAGGAUGGAUACCAUAGUGCCUGUGACGGAUAUUGAUGCCUUGCUGCUGAGCACACUACCAGCAGCUCCGCCGAUGCGCAAGAAGACCCACGGGCAGGUGCCCGUACAUAGCAGCUCCUCCAAGGCGCACCGCCGUCGCCGCUUCCAAACGCUUCCACAGCCGCCACUCCAGUUCCAGGCUCAGUCCAUGGACUGCAGCGAACUCUACGACUUCCUGAGCUCCAGUUCCCUGAGCUCCUCCUCAGACAGCGAGGCGGAGGUCGGUGGCCAUCGCCGGCACGACACCGACCGCGAGGGCGACGACGAACUCACCGACUGGCCGGGCAACGAAUUCGGACCCGGUGCCAGGUACGAUCCGAAGAGGAAGCUCACCAAGAAGUCACUACUGCCUCAAAUUCGCUCAGAUGAUACAAUUGGCGAAGACGACACUCUGAUGUCCGGGACCGAGGCGGGUGCGGUGGGAAUGGAACCGACACCGAAGUCUCCAGCCCAGCUGCCAGAAUCUUUGCAGGAUCUAUCCCGCUUCCAACCGGCCAGUGUCUCUGAACCCAUCGAGAUUUUGAAUGCCGGUUCGGAGAUGGAAACGAACGCCGAUGGUACCAUGCCCGUUUCCCGUCAAAUCGAGAGCGAGAUGUCCGGCGAAACUUCGAAUCCCUUCCUUUCCUCAUCGCCGCCAGGCCAGGCUCACGGGCAGGAGGUGCGCGAAAUCCGUGCCGGCUGUCGCCGCAUCAACGGGGAGCGACCGGGAUUCAGCAUCAAGAUGAGCGUUAAUGAGCGCAUCGCCCGAUUUCUGCAGGAUCCGCAACAGACGCAGAUCCGGCUGGCAGCCGACAUCGAGCUCCAUGAGCCCGACAGCAUAUGCAACCUGGCCACGCUCUACUCGUUGACCAUGGCGGUGGAGCACGGUUGCACGGUGCUCACCAAAACCAGGAACACCACACAGACGGUGAGCGUAGAUCACCUGCAGCAGGGUCUUCAGCCGCGUCCCGAUCUCUUCGGCGAUUUCAAGCGGCGCUGCUACGGGGAGAAGGAGCAGCUCGAUCCUGGCCAGACUCAGAACGAUAAAUGAGAUAGCGAUAUAUUAAUCAAAACGAGACCAAUCCCCAGCAAAUGCAGACGCGGAGCCAUCGCCUUGCGGAGUAAAACUCCUGGCGAUCUGGACCCUGCAUCGCUGGGGUGGAACAAGCCCGUAAUUUAAGAAUGCUUUUAGCGUGUUUUUGUGAAAUCUGUUCCGUGUACAUAAGUUGCUUCGGUCCGUGUAUAUACUAACCGACUUCAUUUGGGGCGGGCGCCAGCAAUUCGGAUACCGGAUCCCAGGUCCCGUCGGUCCAACCGCCCGCCCGCCCACACACUUGAAAGCGAGCGAGGUGACACGUUUCGAAGAAAGAGACAGAGAGGUAGAGAGUGGACCGACCAGAACCCGUUGGCAGCCGUUCCACUGUACAAAAUACGUAUUGUAAGACCUCCAGCGAAUAUGAAUGUAAGAAAUAAAUAUGUGUGGUCAUAUCC